CUUCAUAUUGUACCUUGCUAGCUAAUCCAAUACUUCAUGCAUGGGUUCCAUUGGCAAUGGCUACAACAACAUUGAUGAUGACAAGCCUCUUCAUGUUGUAAUGGUUCCAUGGCUAGCUAUGGGACACAUAUACCCUUAUUUUGAGUUGGCCAAGAUUCUUGCUCAAAAGGGUCACUAUGUUACCUUCAUAAACAGCCCUAAAAAUAUUGACCACAUGCCAAAAACCCCUAAAAUUCUUCAACCAUUCAUAAAAUUGGUUAAACUAUCCUUACCGCAGAUAGAACAACUCCCAGAAGGUGCGGAGAGUACUAUGGACGUUCCACACAACAUGUUUGGCUGCCUUAAGUUGGCUUAUGAUGGUCUCCAAGAUGAUGUUACUGAGAUACUCAAAACAUCAAACCCUGACUGGGUUUUCUAUGAUUUUGCUACCGAAUGGUUACCGUCAAUAGCCAAAAGUUUGAACAUCCCUUGUGCUCAUUAUAAUAUAAUACCAGCUUGGAACACAUUUUUCAUGGAUCCACCUAAGGAUCAAAUCAUGAUCAAGCCGGAUUUCAAUCCUGAAGAAAUGUGUGGCACACAAAACUGGGUUCCUUUCCAAACAAACACUCGUUUGAAACCUUAUGAGAUUAUUAGAACAAUAUCAGAUUUUAAAGAUGAUUCCGGAGGAAUGGCUCGUUUGAAUGUCAACAAAGUAUAUUCAAGUUGUGACCUUCAUCUACUCAGAACAUCAAGAGAGCUUGAAAGUGAAUGGUUGGAUUAUAUCUCUGAACAAUACAAGGCUCCUGUCGUUCUUGUUGGGUUGCUUCCACCAUCUAUGCAGAUAAGAGACGAUGAGGAGGAAGAGAACCAUCCUGAUUGGUUGAAAAUAAAAAAAUGGCUGGAUUCAAGAGAAUCAUCUUCCGUUGUUUACAUUGGAUUUGGGAGCGAGUUGAGGUUAACGCAAAAAGAUCUAACCGAAUUAGCUCAUGGAAUUGAGCUUUCUAGGUUACCUUUCUUUUGGGCUUUGAAAAACCUAAAAAAGGGUACACUUGAGUUACCUAAAGGAUUCGAAGAUCGAACCAAAGAACGUGGAAUUGUUUGGAAAACAUGGGCACCCCAGCUUAAGAUCUUAUCCCAUGGAGCAAUUGGGGGGUGUAUGAGUCAUUGUGGUUCAGGUUCAGUCAUUGAGAAGCUCCAUUUUGGACAUGUUCUUGUUACAUUGCCUUAUUUGCUAGAUCAAUGUUUGUUUUCAAGAGAACUAGCUGAAAAGAAAGUGGCCAUUGAGGUUCCAAGAAGUGAGGAGGAUGGGUCCUUUACUAGGGACUUUGUAGCCCUAACAUUGAGGUUAGCAAUAAUGGAUGCCGAAGGAAUUAUUUACAGGAACAAUGCAAAAGAGAUGGGCAAGAUUUUCAGUUCAAAAGAACUUCACAAAAAAUACAUUGAAGAUUUCAUUGCUGCUCUUCAAAAGUAUAGGGUUCAUUCUGAGAAUUAAUUAAGAAUAUUUUAUAUGUUUCAAUUUCUAUAAUAAAAUAGUCACUCUACUCCGUGCUUGAAACAUUGUUUGUUUUAACAUCUAACACAUAGAAUCUUUAUUCUUGUUUAUGUGUGGG
Molecule: messenger RNA, 1589 nt
Organism: Medicago truncatula (barrel medic)
Lineage: Eukaryota; Viridiplantae; Streptophyta; Magnoliopsida; Fabales; Fabaceae
Product: soyasaponin III rhamnosyltransferase
Exons: 1
Coding region: 41-1471 (476 amino acids)
Molecular function (GO): UDP-glucosyltransferase activity
Source: RefSeq, a predicted model, not a curated record